GAGACUCGGGGAGCGGGCACGGCCGCUGGAGGAGGGCGGGAUCGCGCGCCGCGGGAGCUCGGCGCGUAGAGUCUGGGCCGGGGAUAGUGCGGGGCGGGCAUUUCUCGCCUUCUCCCGCCCGAGGGCCUUAUCUGAGAAAAGCCAGUGCCAGCGCCGCGCUCGGGGUGCUGCCGAGAGGUGGAGCCGCUUUAGAGGAGACCGCUUUCAGCAACAGAACAGAAGCUUCUCCCGAAAGAGCCACACGUUCCUGCCCAAGAUCUUCUUCCGCAAGAUGUCGUCGUCAGGGGCCAAGGACAAGCCUGAGCUGCAGUUUCCUUUCCUGCAGGACGAGGAGACCGUGGCCGCGCUGCAGGAGUGCAAGACGCUCUUCCUCCUGCGCGGCCUGCCGGGCAGCGGCAAGUCCACCCUGGCGCGCGCCAUCGUGGACAGGUACCGCGACGGCACGAAGAUGGUGUCGGCCGACGCCUACAAGAUCACCCCCGGGGGCCGCGGAGACUUCUCAGAGGAGUACAAGCGGCUGGACGACGAGCUGGCCGCCUACUGCCGGCGGGACGUGCGCGUCCUGGUGCUGGACGACACCAACCACGAGCGGGAGCGGCUGGAGCAGCUCUUCGACCUGGCCGACCAGUACCAGUACCAGGUGGUGCUGGUGGAGCCCAAGACGGCGUGGCGGCUGGACUGCGCCCAGCUCAAGGAGAAGAACCAGUGGCAGCUGUCGGCCGACGAGCUCAAGAAGCUGAAGCCGGGGCUGGAGAAGGACUUCCUGCCGCUCUACUUCGGCUGGUUCCUGACCAAGAAGAGCUCCGAGAGCCUCCGCAAAGCCGGCCAGGCCUUCCUGGAGGAGCUGGGCAACCACAAGGCCUUCAAGAAGGAGCUGCGACACUUUGUCUCUGGGGAUGAGCCCAGGGAGAAGAUUGAACUGGUCACCUACUUUGGGAAGAGACCCCCAGGCGUGCUGCACUGCACAACCAAGUUCUGUGACUACGGGAAGGCCGCGGGGGCAGACGAGUACGCCCAGCAGGAUGUGGUGAAGAAGUCUUACUGCAAGGCCUUCACGCUGACCAUCACUGCCCUCUUCGUGACGCCCAAGACUACGGGAGCGCGGGUGCAGCUGAGCGAGCAGGAGCUGCCGUUGUGGCCCAAUGACGUGGACAAGCUGUCCCCCUCCGACAGCCUGCCCCGGGGCAGCCGCGCCCACAUCACCCUCGGCUGCGCGGGUGACGUGGAGCCCGUGCAGACGGGCAUUGACCUCCUGGAGAUUGUGCGGCAGGAGAAGGGGGGCAGCCGAGGCGAGGAGGUGGGUGAGCUACACCGGGGCAAACUCUACUCCUUGGGCAACGGGCGCUGGCUGCUGAGCCUGGCCAAGAAGCUGGAGGUCAGGGCCGUCUUCACGGGAUACUACGGGAAGGGCAAACCUGUGCCCGCGCACGGCAGCCGCAAGGGGGGCGCCUUGCAGUCCUGCACCAUCAUCUGAGCGUUCCCGCCGCCAGUGCCCCCCCACUCCUCAGAAGGGGGGGACAGGGAAGCAUGCCUUCUGCUUGAUCUUUAAGAUUUUUUUUUUUUAAAGUUAACCUUUCUGUAACUUUUUAAAAAUUUGUAAAGUAACUUUUCCUGCCCUCCCUCGUCCCCUCUAACACCCAAGCUUUCAACACAAGAGGGGUGUGGGGAGCGCCAGUCAGGAACCCAGAGCAAAGCUGACGAGGCUAAGCCAAGCUGGGCCUGGAGCCGCAGCCACAGCCCCAAGCCCUGCCACCUGUCCCAGGUCCCCUGUCCCCGCCCUGAGCCGGCCAGCGGGGAGACACCCCAGAGCUGCAUGUCCCCACAGUGUGGUCACGGUGGCCGUGGGAAACUGGCCAUUGAUUUGAGAGGGUGGGGGAAUCCCUGGGCUUUGACCCCGCAUCUUAAUCACUGCAGCCCCAUGAUGUAGGCUGGGGCUUUUUACCAGGGCUUACAAGGGUCUUUACGUCCCACCUUUGGCCCUAAGUGCCUGUCCCCUCCUCCUUUACACUGUGACUAGGGACAGCCACAUCCCAGCCGGCUGCAGGUCUCGCCCCAGAGAGGGGAUGGGCUGCCAUCCUUUCCGGCAGGGUGGCUCUGCUAUGGGGAUGGGGAGAUUGAAGCCAGAGAAAGUACUGUCUGCCCAGUCCAGCUUGCCUCCUUGGUGCCCCAGGAGGCCCCUGCGCCGCCUCGACAGGGGGUCAGUCGGUGGGGACCAGGAGCCAAUGGAGUGGACCCCUGGCUGGUGAGGGCCAAGCCCUAGCUGGUGCCUCUGAGAAGGGGUUUUUAACAUUGGUACAUGUGCUGUGGUUCCUGGGGUGCCCUCCGCUGCCCCCCCCAGUAACAGGGCCUUGCUAAUCGGGUUGUCACUGGAUGAAAGUGCUUGAGAUUUAAGUUACUAUCCUGGCUUUGCCCGACCUCAGUGACUUGUAAGACUGACCGUGAAAUAAACCGUGUUAAUCCUA
This is a messenger RNA of Ailuropoda melanoleuca (giant panda), 2462 nucleotides long. RefSeq names its product 2',3'-cyclic nucleotide 3' phosphodiesterase (gene CNP). Lineage: Eukaryota; Metazoa; Chordata; Mammalia; Carnivora; Ursidae. The record is from RefSeq and is a predicted model, not a curated record. The transcript is spliced from 4 exons. Gene Ontology annotation, cellular component: cytoplasm; membrane. Gene Ontology annotation, biological process: cyclic nucleotide catabolic process. The coding region runs from base 272 to 1474 and encodes 400 amino acids. Gene Ontology annotation, molecular function: 2',3'-cyclic-nucleotide 3'-phosphodiesterase activity.